Molecule: messenger RNA, 1435 nt
Organism: Brienomyrus brachyistius
Lineage: Eukaryota; Metazoa; Chordata; Actinopteri; Osteoglossiformes; Mormyridae
Gene: plp1a
Product: proteolipid protein 1a
Exons: 8
Coding region: 134-928 (264 amino acids)
Biological process (GO): central nervous system myelination; axon development
Cellular component (GO): plasma membrane; myelin sheath
Molecular function (GO): structural constituent of myelin sheath
Source: RefSeq, a predicted model, not a curated record
GAUCAACGGGGUCUGUUCAUUGCUCGUGAAAUACAAGAACGAGUGAGAUUGAUAAAGUAGGACUCAAGCCGGGAGUUUGAACGCUGUAAUAGUCAGAGGACUUCCAAAGUCAACCUCACGUCUCUCUCGAGAUAUGGGUUGCUACAACUGUUGCAUGCGCUGCCUAGGGGGCAUCCCCUAUACCUCCUUGGUGGGCACCCUCAUGUGCUUCUCAGGUGUGGCGCUGUUCUGUGGAUGUGGCCACCAGGCGCUUACUGAAACUGAGAGGCUCAUUGAGGAUUACUUUGCCCGCAACCUGCAGGAUUACAUCACCCUGGCCUACAUAAUACAAUACUUCCAGUACAUCAUCUAUGCCCUGGCCUCCUUCUUCUUCCUUUACUGCAUUUUGCUGCUGGCUGAGGGCUUUUAUACCACCAGUGCUGCCAAGCAAACCUUUGGGGAGUUUCGGAGCACCGUCUGUGGCCGCUGCCUCGGCACCACGUUCAUUGCUGUGACGUACGCCUUGGCCGUCCUCUGGUUGGUGGUGUACGCCUUCUCUGCCCUCCCUGUUUUCUUCUUCUACAACAUGGCCUCCACCUGCCACAUCAUCGACGAGCUGUCCGAGUCGACCGCAAACAUCAACCAGCUUUGCAUUGACGCCAGACAAUAUGGACUGCUGCCCUGGAAUGCAAUUCCUGGAAAAGUUUGUGGAAUGACGCUCUCGAACACUUGCAAAACGAAAGAGUUCCAGCUCACCUAUGACUUGUUCAUAGCUGCGUUUGCAGGAGCAGGAAUCACACUACUGGCCCUGUUCACGUAUGUGAUGUCCACCACCUAUAACUUUGCUGUGCUGCGGUAUCUGAGCAGAAAGGGCAUAGCUGUACGGCUUCCUGCAUCUGGCAACCAUGCGGCUCUACUUGAGGGAGCAGCAGCGCAAACACAAGGCUGAAUUUGUGGACCUUGACCUCUUCGGAACACCUGUUAUGGAUUGGAAAAGGGGUAUCUGUUCUCCCUAUGGGGCACCUGAUCAAGAGCUGUGAAAGCCCCAAAGCAUGCUGGGAAAGCACUCUACCUUUGUGUAGGACUCUGGGCUUCUCUGCAGGUCGCAGGAAAUGUGAGACUGUUGAAGUGCAUAGCCAGUGUCCAGUUUAUAGUUUUCAGCCAGUGCCACUAGAGGGCGAUACAUUACAAUUCAUAAAAGCCCUGAUCCUUUGGUUAUCCGCUACAUGAAUUUGCCAACAUCGCACUAAAUGUAAAUAGAAUAGAUAUUUAGUACUACUUUGUUCUCUGCAGUGGCCUAAAAGAAUGCUGCCAGAAUGAAUGAGUUAAAAUAUUAAAUAGCUGCUUUACAAAAGUUAUAAAUCCAUUUGUACUUCUGUUUAAAUGUAUUGAAUAAUGGAGGUUUAAGCAGCAAUUCAUUGCAUUGUUUCUUUAAUUAAAAAUACCAACCACACUA